CUUUCCAGUCUCCCUGCUCCUUCGCCGGCUGUCGCAGGCGCCACGACACGGCGCAAUUCAUGUCCUCCCGACCUCAACUGCUUUCAAUCUCAGAACCUGCCGCCGUGGUAGGCCCAUUCUCGCCAUGGACCUGAUUCGAAGGGCCACAAAGGUGGCUCCCAGCAAACCUCCGCUACAGCUUCCCCUCGAUGAGAAGAGGGGCUCUAAACACAAGACCCUCGACUCCCGUUUGGCCUUUUUUCGCCGGCCGCUGCGGUUAAGGGGGAACUCUACCAUUUCUGUGCCUCUGGGCGUUGUAAUUUUCUUUCCUAUGCUUGUUUUAAUCCUCAUCUUUAUUCUCUUCGUCAGUCAUCCCAGCUCACCCGGGAGAUUCCUGAUACCAGGGGGUGCUGCCCCAGCUAUGCGCAAAAUCAGCGAAAAGUACGACAAGGUGUUUCUCGAGGGCUGCGCUCAGCCCGACACCAGCCAGCCCCGAGCGAACGCUGCCUUUGUGAUCCUCGCUCGAAACAAGGAGAUCGACGGCGUUGUACAAUCCAUCAAGUCGGUCGAGAGGCACUUCAACAGAUGGUAUCACUAUCCAUACGUUUUCCUCAACGAUGGCGACUUUGACGACAAUUUCAAGGAGGCCGUUAGAAAUUAUACUUCAGGGGAGGUCGAGUUCGGCAAGGUCGGACCAGACAUGUGGGGGUUCCCUGACUGGCUGGACCCCAAGGUUGCGACAGAAGGCAUUGCCAAGCAAGGCGACGCAGCCGUCAUGUACGGAGGUCUUGAGAGCUACCACAAGAUGUGCAGAUUCUACUCUGGCUUCUUCUUUAACCACCCUCUAUUGCUCAAGUACGAGUGGUAUUGGCGUGUUGAGCCAGAGAUCAGUUACUUUUGCGACAUCACAUACGAUCCUUUCCUCAAAAUGAUCGAAAACAACAAGACCUACGGCUUCACCAUUGCCGUCAAGGAACUCCGCGAGACCGUCCCCAACAUCUUCCGAUAUGCCUCCGCCUACAAGCGAUUGAACAAUCUUAAGUCCAAGGGUCUAUGGGAAAUGUUUGUUGAGCCACCGGAUGAGGAUGAGGACGCUCCUCAGGACAGCGAUACUCCAGUAGCAGACAAGAGCUUGUGGGAAUCGUUUACCAAAAAGAAGGAGCCCUUCGUGGAUCCCGAGUCAAUGGAGGGGGAGAAGUACAACAUGUGCCACUUCUGGUCCAAUUUUGAGAUUGCCAAGCUCAGCUGGUUCCGCAGCAAGGAGUAUCAGGAUUUCUUCCAAAUGAUGGACCGGAGUGGCGGUUUCUGGAUGGAACGAUGGGGCGAUGCUCCUAUCCAUUCCCUUGCCGCUGGCGCAUUGCUCGGUCCUCAAGAUAUCCACUACUUCCGAGACUUUGGAUACCGACAUACAACAAUCCAGCACUGUCCUGCGAAUGCGCCGGGUAAGCAGCUCGCGCGAGAACCUUAUCUGGAGAAGACGACAUUCCCCGAGCGAAAACGAAUCGAGGAGGACGACUACUGGGAGCAUUGGGAUGACGUACAAGAAGGUGGUAUUGGCUGCCGGUGCAGAUGCGACACAGACGUUGUCGACGUGGAGGGCAAGGAAGGAUCUUGUCUGGCUGAAUGGGUCGACGUUGCGGGAGGUUGGGCUCAUCCAUAUUGAGUAACCAACCGUUUAAUGCCAGCAGCGAGCCGAGACCUUCCACCAGAACCUCCUCAAUUAAUGUGGAGGAGCCGGAUACCAACAGACACCAACGCUCCGAAGAGCAUGAGCGAGGUUGUUGGGCAUAAUAAGACGAUAAUCGCACAAGGUCAGGGCCAGGAUAAAAAGAGGAGUGGCGUUUUGUUUUACGGCGAUGGCCUAGACCUAUUUUUUCGUCUUUUCGACCGCGGGUCUCGUUCAGGAUAGUGGUCGAAUUUGCACUACAGGAUACGGCACACGCAUUGCAGGAAUCUUGUUACAGAUGAUGGUUGGGUGCCGUUAUUGAUCUGAUAGAUUUCGGGCUGCAUUUUGGUACUCGGAAGCGAGGUGAAAGAGUACACUACAUUGGGUGUUAAUGAUACAUGGGACUGAGCGAUCACUCAAUCCUGCAAAUAACGGCCGUUUGGAAGCAGUGCUUUACUUAAUACUUGUGUUGAUGGCU
This is a messenger RNA of Fusarium vanettenii 77-13-4, 2123 nucleotides long. Its product is annotated as glycosyltransferase family 15. Lineage: Eukaryota; Fungi; Ascomycota; Sordariomycetes; Hypocreales; Nectriaceae. The transcript is spliced from 5 exons. Gene Ontology annotation, biological process: cell wall mannoprotein biosynthetic process; protein N-linked glycosylation. Gene Ontology annotation, cellular component: Golgi apparatus; membrane. Gene Ontology annotation, molecular function: alpha-1,2-mannosyltransferase activity. The record is from RefSeq and is a predicted model, not a curated record. The coding region runs from base 125 to 1642 and encodes 505 amino acids.